Molecule: messenger RNA, 1419 nt
Organism: Brassica napus (rape)
Lineage: Eukaryota; Viridiplantae; Streptophyta; Magnoliopsida; Brassicales; Brassicaceae
Product: cytochrome P450 71B34
Exons: 3
Coding region: 1-1419 (472 amino acids)
Molecular function (GO): oxidoreductase activity, acting on paired donors, with incorporation or reduction of molecular oxygen; iron ion binding; monooxygenase activity
Source: RefSeq, a predicted model, not a curated record
AUGUCUAUUUCUCUCUAUCUCGUCGGUUCUCUAAUCAUUGCACUCGUCUUCAUAAUAUUCCCGAGACUGAUCAAAUCAAACUCCAAACUUCCUCCGAGCCCUCCAAAGCUUCCGAUCAUCGGAAACUUGCAUGAGCUGGGAGAAUUGCCACAUCAGUCUCUUUGGAGACUGUCCAGAAAGUAUGGUCCCGUGAUGCAUUUGAAGCUUGGUGCAAUCCCAACGGUCGUAGUUUCUACUCCUGACACAGCAAGACAAGCUCUUAAAGUCUUUGACCUCAACUGUUGUAGCCGUCCACCAUUGGCAGGUUCAGGGAAACUCUCUUACGACUAUAAGGACAUUGCUUUCUCUCCUUAUAAUGAGUACUGGAAAGAAGUAAGAAAGCUCGCGGUUCAGCAACUCUUCAGUAAUAGACAAGUUAACUUGAUUCAACCCAUCGAGGACGAGGAGGUCAAGUAUCUCAUGGAUUCACUCGCCAAAGCAGCUUCUCAGAAUAAUCCGGUUAACUUGGGCGACAAGUUACUUGCUUUGACUGUGAGUGUGGUAUGCAGGGCAUCAUUUGGUGUGGUUUUCCAAGAGACUGUGCUCAAUAAUGACAGUUUCAACAAGUUAAUCCGUGAGGCAUUUGAGAUAUUGGGAAGUUUCUGUGCCUCAAAUUUUUUCCCGUACGCGGGAUGGUUCUACGACUGGUUAACAGGUUUACAAGGACGGAGGGGAGAAGUUGUGAGAGGUCUUGAUGCCUUCUAUGAAGAAAUGAUUGGUACACAUAGACAAGAAAAGAAAGAGGGGAGUGAAGAUUUUGUGGACAUGCUUUUGAGGUUAACGAAAGAAGAAGCUGUUCUUGGCAAUGACAAGCUCACAAGAAACCAUAUCAAAGCAAUCUUGAUGAAUGUUCUUCUGGCUGGGAUCGAUACAUCUGCAGUAAGCAUGGUGUGGACAAUGGCAGAACUGGUGAGGAACCCACGAGUGAUGAAGAAAGUUCAAUCCGAAAUCAGAGACCAUGUCAAGCACAAAGGAAGUAUCACCUUCGAUAGCAUAGAUCAGCUACCCUACCUGAAAAUGGUGAUUAAAGAAACAUGGAGGCUACAUCCUGUAGCACCUCUUCUGCUUCCAAGCGAAGUAAUAUCUGAGUUUCAGAUCAACGGCUACACAAUACAACCCAAGACACAUCUUCAUGUUAACGUAUGGGCUAUUGGGCGUGAUCCUGAUACUUGGAAAGAUCCAGAGAUUUUUCUCCCAGAGAGGUUUAUGGAUAGCAACAUUGAUGCAAAAGGACAGAACUUUGAGCUGUUAACAUUUGGAAGUGGUAGGAGAAUGUGUCCUGGAGUGUACAUGGGAACAUCAAUGGUGGAGUUUUUAUUACGGAUAUAUACGGAGAAUAUAUCCGUAUCUGACGGUUAUGUAAAUAUUCCUAUAGUAUGA